UUCGAGCACGUCAGCAUGCUGGUUAUCCUCUUGAAUUGCGUCACCCUUGGGAUGUUCCAGCCAUGUCAGGAUAUCAGGUGCCAAACAGAAAGGUGCACAAUCUUGGAGGCAUUUGACCACUUCAUCUUCGCCUUCUUUGCUGUGGAGAUGGUCAUCAAGAUGAUUGCCCUGGGGAUCUUUGGCCACAAAUGUUAUCUGGGAGACACCUGGAACCGCCUCGACUUCUUCAUUGUCAUUGCUGGCAUGAUGGAAUAUUCUCUGGAUGGACAUAAUGUCAGCCUUUCAGCCAUCCGGACUGUGCGGGUUCUCAGGCCCUUACGAGCCAUUAACAGGGUGCCAAGUAUGCGCAUUCUUGUCACCUUGCUCCUAGACACUCUGCCUAUGUUAGGCAACGUCCUCCUCUUGUGUUUCUUCGUCUUUUUCAUCUUUGGCAUCGUGGGGGUGCAGCUCUGGGCCGGGCUGCUGAGGAACAGGUGUUUCCUGGAUUCCCCCUUGCAAAGGACACACAACCUGACUUUCCUGCAUAAGUACUACCGGCCGGAAGAGAGCGAGGAGAAUCCCUUCAUCUGUUCGUCCCUCCGGGAUAACGGCAUGCAGAAGUGCUCCAGCAUCCCAAACCGGAAGGAGUCCAAGAUGGACUGCACGUUAACCGUGGACGCUUACAACCCACAAUUGGACUCGCUGGACUUGAGCGGCCGCAACGGCUGCAUUAACUGGAACCAGUAUUACAAUGUUUGCAGGACAGGGGACUUGAACCCACACAAUGGAGCUAUUAAUUUUGAUAAUAUUGGCUAUGCUUGGAUAGCUAUUUUUCAGGUUAUAACCCUGGAAGGAUGGGUUGACAUCAUGUAUUAUGUUAUGGACGCACACUCUUUUUACAAUUUUAUAUAUUUUAUACUACUUAUAAUAGUUGGUUCUUUCUUCAUGAUUAACUUGUGCCUGGUUGUGAUAGCAACACAGUUUUCUGAAACCAAACAGCGGGAGAACCAGCUGAUGCAGGAGCAGCGAGCCCGCUACCUCUCCAACGACAGCACAAUUGCCAGCUUCUCUGAGCCGGGAAGCUGCUACGAAGAGCUCCUCAAAUACAUCUGCCACAUUUUCAGGAAAGUCAAACGGAGGGCCCUGCGCCUGUACAACAACUGGCAGAGCAAGCGGCAGAAAAAAGUCGACCCCAACAGUGGCACAGACGAUGUUCAGGGCCAGCGGAGCGGCAAGCGGCGCAUCAUGUCCAUCCACCACUUGAUCCACCACCACCACCACCACCACCACCACUACCACAUCAGCAACGGGAGCCCCCAGGGGCCCAGGGCCAACCCAGGGAUUUGUGACCUGGAGUUGGAUGUCAUGAAGCCUGGAAGCCAACUGAUGCUUCCUCCAUCUUCGCCCAGCCACCCAAGUGGUGGAGCUGCAGAUACGGAGUCCAUCCACAGUAUCUACCACGCCGACUGCCACGUGGAAGGGACCUCGGUGAAAUGCAAGUCUUCCAGCAUUGCUGCGGGUAGCAAAGCUGCCAAUCGCAGCAGCACGAACUACCCCACCAUCUUGCCUUCUCCGGCAAACAAAGCCAGUGUCCCCCCCUUGUCCAAAGGGAAGAAAAACGAGGGUGGUGAGGCCACCUCUCCCAUGCCUGUGGUCAGCAGCCCAGCCCACCUGAACGCAGAUUGCUAUGGGAAGCUCCAUCAUCUGGUGGGAGAACGUGGCCUCUGCCGGACCUCCAGCAUUUUGUCUGGCUUGAAUGUGCCGUGUCCCUUGCCGGGGCCCCAAGCCAACACCUUGAGCUGUGAGCUGCAAAACUGCCCAUUCUGUGCCAGCAUCCUGGAGGAUCCUGAGUUUGAGUUCAGCGAGGCAGACAGCUAUGAGUCCGGCGAGGACAACAAUGGGGUCUACGAGUUUACCCAGGAUGUAAAACAUGGGGAUUUACGGGACCAGAUCCAGCAGCAGAGGAUCAAGAAAGAGAAGAAAAGGAAACCAGCCGAGGAGAGGAACAGGAUAGCCAAGCUCUGGAAGGCCUUUGGCAACAAGCUGAAACGGAUUGUGGAGAGCAAGUAUUUCAACCGUGGGAUCAUGAUCGCCAUUCUCAUCAAUACGCUGAGCAUGGGCAUUGAGUAUCAUGAACAGCCGGAUGAGCUAACCAAUGCCCUGGAGAUCAGCAACAUUGUCUUCACGAGCAUGUUUGCUCUGGAGAUGCUCCUCAAGCUUUUGGCUUUUGGCAUCUGGGGUUACAUCAAGAACCCCUACAACAUUUUUGAUGGCAUCAUUGUUGUCAUCAGUGUCUGGGAGAUCAUUGGCCAGGCUGACGGGGGCCUCUCGGUGCUGAGGACCUUCCGCCUCCUCCGGGUUCUCAAGCUGGUACGGUUCAUGCCGGCUCUCCGCCGGCAGCUGGUGGUUCUCAUGAAGACCAUGGACAACGUGGCCACCUUCUGCAUGCUGCUCAUGCUCUUCAUCUUCAUCUUCAGCAUCCUAGGUAUGCAUCUUUUUGGGUGCAAGUUUGGCUUAAGGACCGAGACAGGAGACACCAUGCCAGACCGAAAGAACUUCGAUUCCCUGCUGUGGGCAAUUGUCACCGUGUUUCAGAUCCUGACCCAGGAAGACUGGAACGUGGUCCUCUACAAUGGAAUGGCCUCCACCUCCUCCUGGGCUGCUCUCUACUUUGUGGCUCUGAUGACCUUUGGCAAUUAUGUCCUCUUCAACCUCUUGGUCGCCAUCCUGGUAGAAGGUUUCCAAGCUGAGGGUGACGCCAACAGAUCUGACACAGAUGAAGACAAAACAUCGACAAACUUUGAGGAAGAGUUUGAGAAGCUGAAGGAACUCCAUGCUUCUGAGAUGAAGAUGUAUUCGCUGGCCGUCACGCCCAACGGCCACCUGGAGGGCAAGGCCAGCAUGCCCCCACCCAUCAUCAUGCACACCGCAGCCACCCCCAUGCCCACCCCAAAGGGCUCCCCACACAUGGACUCCGCCUACCCUUUUGGGGACUCCAGGAGGGGCAGCAACAUCUCGGUGGACCCGCUCGGCUUUGACCAGAAAUCUUUGUCCAGCCUCCGCAGCUCCCCCUGUGCCAACUGGGGCAGCCGCCGCUCGAGCUGGAACAGCCUGGGCCGGGCCCCGAGCCUGAAGAAGAAGAGCCAGUGCAGCGAGCGGGAGUCCUUGCUCUCGGGGGAGGGCAAAGGCAGCACGGACGAUGAAGCCGAGGAGGCCAAGCUCAGCACCCUCAGCCGGGCCCCCCUGCACCACCGGGCAGAGUCCCUAGACUUCCGGGGUGCCUUGGACCUGCCGGAGCUCCUCCAGGUGCCCGGGGUGCACCCUCCAGUAGCCAUGCUGCCCCUCGAGUACCAGGACUGCAAUGGCAAGUUGCUGCAGGUGCCCAGCGAGCUCUACCUGCACCUGGACGGCCGCAAAGAGGAUCCCUUCGACUACGAUGACAACAUGGAAGAUAGUUUCUGCUACAGGAUCCGCAAGAGCUUGGAGCCCUACAAGCCCAAAUGGUGCAAGAAUCACGAGGACUGGUCCCUCUAUUUGUUCUCCCCUCAGAAUCGCCUCCGGGCCAAUUGCCAGAAGGUCAUUGCGCACAAGAUGUUUGACCACGUAGUCCUGGUUUUCAUCUUCCUCAACUGCAUCACCAUCGCCUUGGAGCGCCCAGACAUCGAUCCCAACAGCACGGAACGGAUAUUCUUGAGUGUCUCCAACUACAUCUUUACGGCCAUUUUUGUUGCUGAGAUGAUGGUUAAGGUUGUGGCUCUUGGCUUCUUCUCCGGGGAGCACACCUACCUCCAGAGCAGCUGGAACGUCUUGGAUGGGAUCCUGGUCUUCGUGUCCAUCAUUGACAUCAUCGUUUCCAUGGCAUCAGCAGGCGGAGCCAAGAUUUUAGGGGUGCUGAGGGUACUUCGGCUGCUGCGCACUCUGAGACCUUUACGGGUCAUCAGCCGAGCUCCAGGUUUGAAGCUCGUGGUCGAGACGCUGAUCUCGUCUCUCCGGCCUAUCGGCAACAUUGUCCUGAUCUGUUGCGCUUUCUUUAUCAUCUUUGGCAUUUUGGGAGUGCAGCUCUUCAAGGGCAAGUUCUACCACUGUGAGGGGGCUGACAUCCGAAACAUCUCCACUAAAACGGACUGCAGGAAAGCCCACUACAAAUGGGUCCGGCGGAAGUAUAACUUCGACAAUUUGGGGCAGGCCCUGAUGUCCCUGUUCGUCCUCUCUUCCAAAGAUGGCUGGGUGAACAUCAUGUAUGAUGGAUUGGAUGCCGUGGGGAUUGACCAGCAGCCCAGCCGGAACCAUAACCUCUGGAUGCUUCUCUACUUCAUUUCCUUCCUCCUCAUCGUCAGCUUCUUUGUGCUCAACAUGUUCGUCGGCGUGGUGGUGGAGAACUUCCACAAGUGUCGGCAGCACCAGGAGGCUGAGGAGGCCCGGCGGCGCGAGGAGAAACGGCUGCGGCGUCUGGAGAAAAAGCGCAGGAAAGCUCAACGGCGGCCGUACUAUGCCGAUUAUUCACCCGCCCGGAAAUACAUCCACUCGCUCUGCACCAGCCAUUACCUGGACCUUUUCAUCACUUUUAUCAUUGGCGUCAACGUCAUCACGAUGUCCAUGGAGCACUUUGAUCAGCCCAAGUCUCUAGAAGAGGCCCUGAAAUACUGCAACUACUUGUUCACCUUCGUCUUUGUGGUCGAAGCCAUCUUGAAACUGGUGGCCUUUGGCUUCCGGAGGUUCUUCAAGGACAGGUGGAACCAGCUGGAUCUGGCCAUCGUCCUGCUCUCCAUCAUGGGGAUCACGCUGGAGGAGAUCGAAAUGAACGCCGCCCUCCCCAUCAACCCCACCAUUAUCCGCAUCAUGAGGGUGCUCAGGAUUGCUAGAGUGCUGAAGCUGCUGAAAAUGGCCACAGGGAUGCGGGCCUUGCUGGACACGGUGGUUCAGGCCCUCCCCCAGGUGGGGAACCUCGGCCUGCUAUUCAUGCUCCUUUUCUUCAUCUACGCUGCCCUGGGGGUAGAAUUAUUUGGGAAGUUAGACUGCAGCGAAGAAAAUCCUUGUGAAGGCCUCAGUCGGCAUGCUACCUUCAACAACUUUGGGAUGGCCUUCCUCACCCUCUUUAGGGUAUCCACUGGGGACAACUGGAAUGGGAUCAUGAAGGACACCCUCCGGGAAUGCCACCGGGAUGACAAGCACUGCCUCAGCUACCUGCCCGUCAUCUCCCCUGUUUACUUCGUCACCUUCGUCCUCAUCGCCCAGUUUGUCCUGGUCAACGUGGUGGUGGCCGUCCUGAUGAAGCACUUGGAGGAAAGCAACAAGGAGGCGAAGGAAGAUGCCGAGAUGGACGCUGAGAUUGAGCUGGAGAUGUCCAGAGGGGUCAGCACACCAGAAAGGACCAUGGAUGGGCAACAGACCCCUUCCAAGGGGGGUUCGCCCCUGCUGGUGACGCAUCAAGUCAUGGUAAAAAGCUAGAGAAGGAGCCCGAAGGAGCUUCCUUCCCCAGGCAUGGAAGAGAAGGGGGUUGAGUCUCUUGGGGGCCGUUUUGCUGACCACCCCGCCACGCACGUAUCUCAAAGCUGCCGAGAAUUACCGGUCCCCAAUUUCCCCACCAUCUCAGCCUCCUUUCUUGCCGACUUGCAGGGAGCUUCUGCUGCUGGUCUCAGGGACCCCCAGAACCUUCUGACCCUUCGCAAGAUCUCAGUGGCACGGAUGCAUUCACUGCCCAACGACAGCUACAUGUUCCGCCCUGUGAUGCCCGCCAAGCCUCCCUUCCCACUCCACGAAGGGGAGCUAGAAGCCUUCGCCUGCAAGUCACCCCGAGGAUCUGUCACAUCCAUCCAUUCUCAGCCGGUGGUCACUUCGUCACUGAGGAUCCCACAGUUGGCCUUCCGCCCAACAACACCCCCUCCUAGCCACAACACGGGAGCUCCGUGGAAGCUUCUACCCCCUCGCCCUGCCCCUCGCACCCCCAGCUUCAGCAGGCUGCUGUGCAGACAGGAGGCCGUCCGGAAGGACUCCCUGGAGAGCUCAGUGGUGGGGACAAAGCAGUGCGCCCAGGCAGAGACCCGUGAAAACCCACCCCUGAAAAAGUUGUCUCACAGUAUUUUGGGGGAUCCUCAGCCUCCCCCAGCCCCCACAUCCCUCCCAGGCAAUCCUCCCCUCCCCCACCCCUCCCCUCCCCGCCCUUCAAACAUCCCUGCCCCCAGGGAAACCUUCAGCCAGCACAGCAUCUCAAACAGGAUGUCCACCCACAGCAGCAUCCUGGACAGCUCCCUCUUCGAGUCCUCCGACUUGGCGGACGAAGAGGUCAGCCACAUCAACAGCUCCGCCGGGGAUUGGGGGGCGCAGCUGGAGAGCCAGGAUGGCCCGGAGUCCCCUUUCGCCUCCCCGGCGCCCUCCCCCGUCCCCUUCAGGAACUGCAGCACAACCAGCUUGACCAUGGGGAAGGGCAAGGACAAGGACCUGAAGAAGUUCUACAGCGUGGACACCCGGGGGUUCUUGGCCAAGCCGACGUGGGCGGACGACCAGCGACGGCACUCCAUUGAGAUCUGCCCUUCGGUCGGCCACGGGGAUCGCGGCUUCGCAGAUGCCUCUGAAAGGAGGAGGCUGCCUCUCCAGAUGCAGUCGGAGUCCGAGUACCUGCAUGGCAUCCGGAGGAAGAAGAAAAUGAGCCCCCCCUGCAUCUCUAUCGACCCUCCCGUGGAGGAAGAAAGCAGCCCCGCCACGACGCGCAACAAAGCCUCUGAGAACAGCCUGCUGAGACGGAGGACGCCCUCCUGCGAGUCCACGGCCUACAGGGACCCCUCGGAGCUGGCCGAGGGUCAGCCUGGAGAACUGGCCUGCAAGGCAGACCGCUGGGCACCCCUGGCCUGCCGAGGGGAGCAUUUAACCAUCCCGAGCUUCUCCUACGAGCCAACGGACCCUGGUUCCACGGGUGAACCCUGCGAACGCCUCUCAGAGAGCAACCAAGCUGCGGGCCCCUCUGUGGAUCCCCCACCGGAGGGUCCGGAGCUGCAGCAAACAGACCCUUUGGAGACUCUUGGCGACCCCCCUGAGCCAAACCAAGAAGACCUUGGAGGGGGCAGGAAUUGUGCCCUCCCGCAACACGGACAGGUUCCAGGGACCCCAAGCGACACAGAAGAGGUUGUGGACGAGCCGGUAUAGCUUCCAAGGGGGGGUGGUCUUUGGUGAACUUUAAGGGCUUUGCCACCACACGUGGCUUCGAAGCGGCAAACAGGUUGGAAAGCCACCCUCUCCAUGGCUGAUGCUUACCCCCCCCCGCCCAGACCCUUGGUUUCUCCUCGCUGUGAAGGUCCGGUUAGUGUAGAAAUGGAACCAAAGUCCCAGAGAAGCUCCAGGCGUCCCAAGCGGUUCAGGGGUAACCGGAAGGAACCCGAUUUCCUUCCCACCCAGCACAA
Pseudonaja textilis is the source of this 7373-nucleotide messenger RNA. Lineage: Eukaryota; Metazoa; Chordata; Lepidosauria; Squamata; Elapidae. The record is from RefSeq and is a predicted model, not a curated record.